This is a messenger RNA of Neolamprologus brichardi, 1696 nucleotides long. It is a transcript of the gene ric3a, whose product is annotated as RIC3 acetylcholine receptor chaperone a. Gene Ontology annotation, biological process: synaptic transmission, cholinergic; protein localization to cell surface. NCBI's taxonomy places the organism in Eukaryota, Metazoa, Chordata, Actinopteri, Cichliformes, Cichlidae. Gene Ontology annotation, cellular component: intracellular membrane-bounded organelle; neuron projection; neuronal cell body. The record is from RefSeq and is a predicted model, not a curated record.
AUGAGCAAUAACAUCUGUGGAUACCAGCUUUCCCGUUCAAGUGAAAUUAACGCGUUGCUGUCAUUUUCUGGAAGAAAAUGUCGAUAACAACUUGCCAGAAGGUUACUCUUAUAUCAUGCUCUGUUCUCUGCGUUUCUCUCUUUCUACCCAGGAUGCUUUUGCCCAGAGCGAAACAGGAGAUGGGGCAGCCUGAGGUUGGACCUGGGUUCUACCCUCCCGCCAUGCACAAGCUAACAGUGCCAGAAGACCCAGAACAGUGGGACGUGGACCCUUCGCUUUCAAUGACACACAGUUUGGAGGCAAUGGCAAAAGCAAAAGGCAUCAGACGAGGCAAAAAGUACAACCUGAUGACUCAAGUGAUACCCUUAUAUGGCUUUGGGAUCCUUCUUUACAUCCUUUACAUUAUACAUAAGCUGACAUGUAGGGGGAAGGCUAAUAAACCAGGGAAGAACUCUGCAGUAACCGUGGGAACCAGGAAGAACACAAUAAUCACUGCUAAUGAGCUUGCCAGGCUGCAGGAGAGACUUCUCCAAACUGAAGAGAUGAUGGAGAGGAUUGUGUCCAGGAGGAACAAUAGUUCUGGGAGUGGUAGACGAAGGAGGAGUAAAACCACCACGUCGAAAAAGGAGGAGAAAUUACUCAGGCAGCUGAGACAGAUCACACAGCUUAUUCAAGAGAGCCGAUUGGAGGGAGCCUCCCCAGAGAUGGAGGCCGAGGAGGUCCCAUACGGUGCAGACUGGGAAGGUUACCCAGAGGAGACCUACCCAGAGUAUGAUGAACCUUGCCCCAGACGUGGGUUUAAGACGGUUAAACUAGAGGAACCCCCCACACAGCCCACCGCUGAGGCCCUAGCAGAGAGGAUGGAGCAAGAGGAGGAAGAGGUUAUGGCAAGGAAACUUUCCAUAGUGCGAGAGGAAGAGGAAGAGGAAGAUGAGGAGGAGGAGGAGGAGGACACAGAAGCACAAGAUGAUGAGGAUGAAGAGGAAGAAGAAGAAGAGGAGGGAAUAGAAGAAGUUAUGGGAGUAGAGGAAGACAUAGAUGAGGAAGAGGAUGAGGAGGAGGAGGAGGAGGCAGAGAAAAGGCAGUUGCUCCGUCCUCCAUCAUCCCAGCCGGGUCCUGAAAGAACGACAACAAGAAUUGGUUUGGAGGUGAAGAAAGAGCUGCAGUGUAACAAUAGCGGGAAGAAGCAAAUCAGCUUCAGCGAACACAAGGAUGUCUUCCACUACCCUAAAGAGGACACUUACGAGGAUGGGGAAGAGGGCAAGGAAGAUCAGAUGGAGGACGAGGACGAGGACACAGAAGUGGAAGACGAGGAGGAAGCUGAUGAAGAUGACCCAGUGAUGGAGGCAGAGAGCCUGCAGUUCAGCUGUGAUGGCAGUUCAAACCCAGAGGAGGAAGCAGAGGAGGAUAUAGAAGGCAAUAUUUUAAUGUCAGCAAAUGUGGAGGGGGAGGGUCGAAUCUAUGCAGACACACCCAAGGAAGUCGGGAUGAGCGGCCUGAGGAUGCGGAACAGGAGGGAGACAUAAGGACUUUUUCUGCUUCUGAAAUGCGUUUGAAAACAGACAGUGAACUCAGACUUGUGUUACUAUUACUUCCUUAUAUGUUUAAACCAUAAAAUCCAAACUAAACAGAGGCAUGCAGUUAUGUUCUUAAGUGAUACUUUUGUACAAAUAAAUGUUUCCUUUUACCACAAGCA